Messenger RNA from Capsicum annuum, 1622 nucleotides. RefSeq names its product cytochrome P450 CYP72A219-like. NCBI's taxonomy places the organism in Eukaryota, Viridiplantae, Streptophyta, Magnoliopsida, Solanales, Solanaceae. The record is from RefSeq and is a predicted model, not a curated record. Gene Ontology annotation, molecular function: iron ion binding; monooxygenase activity; oxidoreductase activity, acting on paired donors, with incorporation or reduction of molecular oxygen. The coding region runs from base 411 to 1463 and encodes 350 amino acids. The transcript is spliced from 4 exons.
UUAUCCCAUUUUUGCCCCGUCCAGAUUCAACCAUACCCGUCCACUAAACACCUCUAUUAGUGAUUCUGUUGUUGAAAUUCCUUGCUAGAAAAUGCCUAAUAGAGUCUAUCACCACUUUCACUUACAAUAAGGCAUAGCAAAGACUCAGAUUUUAGUUUUUUCUAACCCAAAAAUGAUUACUUGCAGGUAAAAGUUCUUUUGUGUGGCUAGGCCAAUAUCCAGUUGUGCUGAUCACAAAUCCUGAUCAUGUAAAGGAGAUUUUCACAAAAAGUUAUGUGUAUCUAAAGUAGACUCAUCCCAAUCCAUUGACCAAGUUAUUGGCCCAAGGUCUUGCAACCAUUGAGGGAGACAAAUGGGCCAAACACAGAAAAAUAAUCAAUCCUGCCUUCCACGUCGAGAAGUUGAAGCAUAUGCUACCAGCAUUUUACGUGAGUUGUAGUGAAAUGCUAAGCAAAUGGGAGGAGAUUGUUCCAAACGAAACAUCAUUCGAGCACGAUGUAUGGCCAGACCUUCAAAAAAUGACCAGUGAAGUCAUAUCUCGAACUGCAUUUGGGAGUAGCUAUGAAGAAGGAAGAACAGUAUUUGAUCUUCAGAAAGAACAAGCUGAAUAUGUAAUUGUAAAAGGACAAUCAAUUUAUAUACCAGGAUCAAGGUUCUUGCCUACUAAAAGGAACAGAAGAAUGCUGGAAAUCGAAGAGCAAGUCCAAACAACAAUUAGGCGUAUCAUCGACAAAAGAUUGAGAGCAAUGGAAGGAGGGGAGACUAGUAAGGAUGACUUAUUAGGCAUAUUACUUGAAUCCAAUUUGAAAGAAAUUGAGCUUCAUGGUAGAAAAGAUUUUGGAAUGACUAUAUCAGAAGUGGUAGACGAGUGCAAACUAUUCUAUUUUGCUGGACAAGAGACAACUUCAGUGUUACUCGUAUGGACAAUGAUUUUGCUGUGCUUACAUCCAGAGUGGCAAGUACGUGCCAGAGAGGAGGUGUUACAUAUCUUUGGAAAUGAUAAACCAGAUUUGGAAGGAUUAAAUCGCUUGAAAAUUGUAACAAUGAUCUUGUACGAGACGUUAAGGCUAUUCCCUCCAUUGCCAGUAAUUGGUAGAAGGACUAGUGAUGAAGUCAAAUUGGGAGAUCUAAAUCUACCAGCUGGAGUGAUACUUAUUAUACCCGCCAUCCUAGUACAUUAUGAUAAGGAAGUAUGGGGUGAAGACGCAAAGGAAUUCAAACCAGAAAGAUUCAGUGAAGGAGUGUCAAAGGCAACCAAAGGACAAGUCUCAUUUAUCCCAUUUAGCUGGGGACCCCGUGUUUGCAUCGGACAAAACUUUGCGAUGAUGGAAGCAAAAAUGGCAUUGGCAAUGAUACUACAGAAAUUCUCCUUUGAACUAUCACCAUCUUAUACACAUGCUCCAUUUGCAGUAGUGACUAUUCAUCCUCAGUAUGGUGCUCCUCUGCUUAUGCGCAAAAUUUAAGAUGAUACUUUACGUCAUUUGGCACUAUACAUUGAUCUACAUGCAUCAUUCAAAUGAUCGAUACUAUAUUACUGCAAGAUAUCGCUAAAGUCAGGCUUCGAAUUUGAACAUUAAUAGCACUUUUAUUAAUGUUAUCAAAGUUGUUAGCUUCUUAACUUC